AUGUACAACCAGUUUUAUAACCAAAACCAGUCAUACUACCCUGCCAGGACCAACGCCGCCUCUAAUUCCUCGUAUGCGUCGUCGGGUCAGCCAAGAGGGUUCCAGAAUAACCAGCAGGCUAACCAGCAAAUUCCGCAGAUCUGGAUGGGGGAUCUCGACCAAAGAUGGGACGAGACCACCAUCAAGCAGAUAUGGUCCAGCGUCCUUGCUCCUUACGAAAUCCUCAUCCAUUCUGUCAAGCUCAUCAGAGACAAGCAGAGCAUGAGCCUUGGACUGGCCAAUGCAGGAUACUGCUUCAUUCGAUUCCACAACUUUGAGGAUUCCUACAAAGUGUUGGAAAUGUUUAACGGGAAGGCCAUUCCGGGAACUAAUAAUGUGCGAUUUUUCAAGCUUAAUUGGUCGUCUGCGAACUCCCCAGGCUCUUCCGUCGCCUCCCAACCUUCUAAGGGGCACCACGAAUACUCGAUUUUUGUUGGUGAUCUGCCCCAAACCGUCACCGAGCCAGCUCUUCUGCAAGUUUUCCAGUCCAGGUACCCAUCGUGUUGCGGCGCCAAGGUGAUGGUUGACCCGGCUACCGGCCAUUUGAAAGGCUACGGAUUUGUCAAGUUUUUAAACGAGGAGGACCAAAACAGAGCACUAAUUGAAAUGCAAGGUUACGUUCUUCUGGGAAGACCAAUCAGAGUUUCCACCGCAUCCAAGUCUCAGCCAGACUCGUCCAACAAUAAUACGAGCUUUUUCAACUCUCAAAACCAGUCCCAGGACCUUUCUGGUCAGCAAAAGCUGAACGCUCCAUCCUUGCCGCAAUCGGCCCCUAUUCAGUACUACAACGACCCGAACAACACCACUGUCUUCAUUGGCGGUUUGAAUGUCCCGAUCUCCGAGUUCCAACUUAGAGAGCUGUUCUCCAGAUACGGAGACAUCACUUAUGUCAAGAUUCCGCCAGGAAAGAACUGCGGCUUUGUUCAAUUCUACCAUCGUGCCAGUGCUGAAAUGGCCAUCAGCGAGAUGCAGGGAUACGACAUUGGCGGCGGUUGCAAAGUUAGAGUCAGCUGGGGAGCUCGUGCAGCCCAAAGAAACUGGUUUGCCAGACAACUGACUCUGCAACAGCAACAACAGCAACAACAACAGCAACAAGCUCCGGCAAUUAAUUCUUUCAACAUGACCAAUUCUCUUGGGCUCGUUGGUAGCAGAUACAAUUUGCUCAACGAUCUGUUGAACGAACGUUCUGCUGCUACAUCUAACACCGGAUUAGUUAACGAACCACUAUUUAACUUUGAAAAGUUAUCUAACGAGCCAAUUGGGUACAGUCCAUUGGCAUCUUUGGACAACCUGGGCACAAACGGUGCCCUGUCCUCCGACUACCGUAUGAACGAGUACCUAUUGAACUCCAGACUGGCAAAUAUGGAGAAAUUGGACAUUGGCUCGGGGCUUUUCAAUCUCAACUAA
Messenger RNA from Ogataea philodendri, 1446 nucleotides. RefSeq lists its product as uncharacterized. Lineage: Eukaryota; Fungi; Ascomycota; Pichiomycetes; Pichiales; Pichiaceae. Gene Ontology annotation, cellular component: cytosol. The transcript has a single exon. The coding region runs from base 1 to 1446 and encodes 481 amino acids. Gene Ontology annotation, molecular function: mRNA binding. The record is from RefSeq and is a predicted model, not a curated record. Gene Ontology annotation, biological process: mRNA splice site recognition.